CGUGUACAGACAAAAUUUAACACGAGACUCAAUCUGUCACAAUCUGUGUGUGGUACUGUAGGUUAGGUUUCUUAAUUCGUUUAAAUAAUAAAUAAGUGUCUUGUAUUUUUUGUUUAGCAACAAUGCUCGAUCUUUUUACAAUAUUCAGUAAAGGUGGAAUUGUGCUCUGGUGUUUUCAGAGUACAUCACAAAUUUUUACACCCAGCGUUAAUGCACUUAUUCGAAGUGUCAUUUUACAGGAACGUACAGGAAAUCACACUUACGAGCAUGAAUCGCUUCGUCUUCAGUAUAAGUUGGAUAAUGAAUUCGAAUUAAUAUUUGUCGUUGCGUAUCAAAAGAUACUUCAACUUUCGUAUGUUGAUAAAUUUUUGAAUGACAUUCAUUUGGAAUUUCGUGAUCGUUUCAAAAAUGAAUUACAAAAUUCUCAAUGGUUUCUUAAUUAUGAUUUCAAAAAGAAUUAUGACAAUAUUUUACUUUCUGCGGAAAAUUGGGGAAAAACGCAGGCAAAAAUUCCAAAACAAAUGCGAACAUUUGACGAAAGUUUCAAGUCAAAAAAAACUGUAGCCAGUAUGAUUGAAAGGAAAGAUGACAAGGAAAAUAAAAAACAAGGUAAAAAGAAGAAAGGGACCAAUGCUGCUGAAGAUGAUUUGAUAAUUACACCAGAAAUUUCUCAUAUUGAAUCGAUGAAACCAGUACAAAAUACAGUAAAUGAAGAUGACACUGAGGAUGUUAUGUUAAUGAAUCGAAUGAAGCUCGCUCAAAAGUUUUCUGGUCAAAAAAAGAAAGCUGAUAAACAAAAAAGUCCAAAACCCGAAAAAGCAGGUAAGAAACCACGUGUUUGGGAAUUGGGUGGUACAACGAAGGAUCUAGCGACAUUGGAACGUACUAAAGAUAAACCGGAAGAUGAAAAUAAUUAUGUGCCAGCUGAUAAGACGCUAAUAGGAAUGAUGAAGGGUGGAAUUAAAGAUUUAGAAGUGGACAGUGAUUCGGAAAUGGAAAUUGACGAGAAUGAUGAUGAUGAUGAUGAUGAUGUUGAUAAUAAUGAUAAGAAUAAUGAUAAAGUGAAAGUAAAUAAACCGACAGUACAAAAGAAAUCAAGUGGAAUGUUUUCUAUGUUUAAAAGUCUUGUGGGAAAUAAAUCAUUGAAACACGAUGAUAUGCUUCCUGUACUUGAGAAAUUUAAAGAUCAUCUUAUUUCAAAAAAUGUUGCAUCCGAUAUUGCGGGAAAAUUAUGUGAUUCUGUUGCAACAAAACUUGAGGGCAAAGUACUUGGUACAUUUGAAAGUAUUGCAAGUACAGUGAAAGCAACACUCACCGAUGCAUUGGUACAAAUUUUAUCGCCAAAACGAAGAGUCGAUAUUUUACGUGAUGCUUUUGAAGCGAAAAAAAAUAAUCGUCCCUAUGUUAUGGCAUUUUGCGGUGUUAAUGGUGUGGGAAAAUCGACAAAUUUAGCAAAAAUUUGCUUUUGGCUGAUUGAAAAUAAUUUUCGUGUUUUAAUUGCUGCUUGCGAUACAUUCAGAGCUGGAGCUGUUGAACAGCUGAGAACGCAUAUGCGUCAUUUGAAUGCAUUGCAUCCAGCGGAAAAGCAUGGAAAUCAAACGAUGGUACAACUUUAUGAGAAGGGAUAUGGAAAAGAUGCAGCGGGCAUUGCAAUGGAAGCAAUUCGUUUUGCUAAAGAAUCGCGAUUCGAUGUUGUUUUAGUUGAUACCGCGGGAAGAAUGCAAGACAACGAACCAUUGAUGCGAGCUUUAACUAAAUUAAUUAAAGUUAAUGAUCCUGAUCUUGUUCUCUUUGUUGGUGAGGCACUUGUUGGCAAUGAAGCUGUUGAUCAAUUGGUCAAAUUCAAUCAAGCCUUAGCUGAUUACAGCAGUUCUAAUGAUCCUCAUAUUAUCGAUGGUAUCGUACUGACUAAAUUUGAUACUAUUGAUGAUAAGGUUGGUGCAGCGAUUUCGAUGACAUAUAUCACUGGCCAGCCAAUCGUUUUUGUUGGAACUGGUCAAACCUAUACAGACCUUAAAUCAUUAAAUGCAAAGGCUGUGGUACACGCUCUGAUGAAGUAAAUCAUGUUCCACUAUUUAAAUUACUGAAUACAUUCGCAUUAUUUGCUAAGAAUUACGGAAAGUUUAAGUAUAUAGUAAUUAUAGAUAAAAAAAAAAAAGUUUUAUUGCUUCUAUUAUACGUGGAGGGAAUUUAUAUAUAUAUAUUAGGAAGAUUUGCUUCAUAUUGGGGUAAGAUUUUUUUUUUGUUUAUUUUGUAUUUUAUAUACCAAUGUUUUAUUUAUUGUAUAGAUAGAUUGAUAAAAAAAAAAAUUAAUAUUUAAUAUAAAUAGAAAAUUUUUGUCAAAUUAAAAAGUUCAAAUUCACUUGUUACUUUUUCAAUAUUGUCAUUGUGUUCUUCACCCGUGUAUAAUUUUCUCAUUGAACUUUUUAAUUAGAAAUUAAUGCUUUCUAGUUUAUUAAAUAUUUUUUCAUUAUGUGUAAAUUUGUCUACAAUUUGCGAAGAGGGGGGGGGGGAAAUUAGUUUUUCUUUAGACUGAGCUACUUUUUUUUUCCAAUGAAAUAAAAUGAUUGUUAAUAAUAUUAUCGACACGUUGUUAUAAAUUGUCUUUUUAUGAAAGUAAUAUACAAUGUACAUUUUAUUAAAAACAUUCAUAGAAUGAUA
Molecule: messenger RNA, 2661 nt
Organism: Leptopilina boulardi
Lineage: Eukaryota; Metazoa; Arthropoda; Insecta; Hymenoptera; Figitidae
Gene: SrpRalpha
Product: signal recognition particle receptor subunit alpha homolog
Exons: 8
Coding region: 123-2060 (645 amino acids)
Biological process (GO): SRP-dependent cotranslational protein targeting to membrane
Cellular component (GO): signal recognition particle receptor complex; endoplasmic reticulum membrane
Molecular function (GO): signal recognition particle binding; GTP binding; GTPase activity
Source: RefSeq, a predicted model, not a curated record